Molecule: messenger RNA, 2486 nt
Organism: Stomoxys calcitrans (stable fly)
Lineage: Eukaryota; Metazoa; Arthropoda; Insecta; Diptera; Muscidae
Exons: 2
Coding region: 417-2423 (668 amino acids)
Source: RefSeq, a predicted model, not a curated record
GGUUAAGUGGCACGAAGACAGUCCAAUGGACUCCACAUUUUUCCCAUCUAUUCUGCAAGCUAUGCAAUUCCUAGAAACCAAACCUAACGCGAGUGAAGUUUAGCGAAACACAUCUGGCAACUUAGUCGUUUAUUUAUCAAAGUGUGAAGAAAUUAUUAAGUGUUUUGAGGGUAUAUGUUCCAGAGGAUAAAACAUCUCAAAAUUCUUAUGAGCAGUAAGGACCAUAUACAUAUGUGAAAUUGUGCCCAUAAAUUUGAAAUUUAAUAAAGCGUUUCUCUUUAUACCCGUGAGUGGUGAAAGCAAACUCUUCAAACGCGGUGGCGUGAAGAGCGUAAAAACACAGAUUUUUUGAGAACAGUGUAAUUUAACCCAACAAAAUAGAGAACCUACAAGAAUUUAAGAAAAUUAAACAUAGAAUGCCCACUAUAAGGCGAUGCUGCAUCGUUGGAUGCAUGUCAAAUUCAAGAUUAAAUCCGAAUUUGCAGUUUUUUCAAUUUCCCCGACCGGAAAAUCCCUUCUACAAGCUUUGGACUCAGGCUUGCCAGGCAUCUUUAAGUCGCAUACUGCCCUUUAAGAAGCCUGUACUUUGCGCCGAACACUUUCAUCCACAUUGCAUUGGAGGCCGACGCUUGACCAGCAGUGCGGUGCCAACUUUAAAGUUGGAGGUACCCACAAAUCUAAAAGCAGUGGAGCAGCAAGCCAUGGUGGAGGAAAUUGAGCGUAGUCGCAAAUGCGCCUAUAUAAACGCCGUUGUAUACGAAUGGCUUGUAAGAGCAAAUCUAAAUCCACAACUUCGUGGUUCCAUUACACAUGGUAUGAUCAAGGAGAAGGCCGAAACUGCCAAACAAAUAAUAGGCUGUGAAACAUUUACGGCCGAUAAUCGUUGGUUGAACCGAUUCCGGGAGAGUCAUUUGUCCGGUUUCGCUCAAAAAUUGGCCUCAAAUCAAUUGAAACCUAUGGGACCAUCACUCUGGAUCCCUGACAUUGUGCAAGACCUUCAACAUCUAUUUCCGCCCACCAAUGCUGAACGUAUGGAAAACUUCGAAAAUGUGCCCGAGCAAUAUAUCAAUUAUAUGAAGCAAUAUGGGGAAUAUGAAGAAGAUGAUGAAUCGGAACAAGAACAGCAACCUCCCAUGGGUUAUGGUAAUGAGCAAGAAAACAGUGGAUAUGGCGAACCAAAAAUGUCUCAUCAAGGCUAUUACCCACAGCAACACCAUGCGCCACAGAACUAUUACCAGCAGCCGCCUAUGCAUCAGGCUCCUCCACCCCAUCAUCAUCAGUCACCGCCGCCACCAACACCGCAGGUGCCACCUUCACAUGCGAAUGGGUACAAUCCUUAUGGUCAUCACGGAGGUGGAGGGUUACAUCAUCCUGCUUCGAGUUAUAAUGCCUAUCAUGACUAUUAUGCUCAUGAGAGGCAUUAUCAGCAACAACCGCCAGCACCACCACAACCACCACCAGCACCACAUCAUGGCGGAGUUUAUCCCAGUCAACCACCCAUGCAACAUCAACCGCCAGCUCCUCUCCAUCCGUUGCGUCCAAUGUCGCACUCACCAGCAAAUCAGCAACAAGAACAACAAAGGCUGCCAUCACCUCUUCAACACCAAACGCCCCCUCCUCAGCAGCAACUGGAACAACAACAGCAGCAGCAGCAGCGACAACCAUCACCUAUACAACAGCGACAACCAUCACCAAUACAACAGCGACAACCAUCACCUAUACAACAGCGACAACCAUCGCCUAUGCAACAUCAACAACCAUCGCCUAUGCAACAUCAACAACCAUCACCUAUGCAACAAGGACAACCUUCGCCCAUACAACAGCGACAACCAUCGCCUUUGCAGCAGCCCGUUAGGGAUUUAUCUCAUUCACCUCGGGCAUCCCCAAUUGAUCCCUUACAAAUUGAGAGGACAUUGUCCCCAGCAGUAAAACGGCCAAUGACCCAAGAUCCCAACGAAGACAAUUUACCCAAAAGUAAACGCUCUUCACCUAUAUCUAAUGGCUCUCCUAUCCCGCAGCCACCGAAAAGUAAUGAUAAUUUUAAAAUAAAAUUGCCACUCUUGAAUGGCAACAAGACCGGGCCAUCGUCUCCCGCUCCUGCUUCAUCUCCCUCAAAUGGCACCAACAGCAAUUCCCGAUCUUGUUCCCCAAAGUCUCAAACAGAAAAAGGCAACACUACAAAUGGCCGCAACAGUGCAGCAUUGCCAUCACCAGCUAGCAGUCUAGCUGAUACAAAUGGAAAUGUCAAGGAUUUGGAAACCUACGCACAAGCGUUGGAAUACUUGAAGCCUCUGGAAGAUUUUGCGCUGUUCAAAGAAAAUUUCAGAGCUAUUGGUCUCAUAUCGCAAUUGGAGAACAUAUUGAAAAAAAGUAUUAGGCCUCCUGCUGCCGCCAAACAAGUUAUAUCUAACGGUCUCAAUUAGUUUUAAAUUCCUAUAAAAUUAUGUUGUAAAUAAAAUUGUACUAUAUAUAUAAAAUGGAACUCA